AUGAACGCUUUCGACUCAUCGGCGACGACUCCGACAGGUCCCAGCAACGCUGCCGGAGCCCGCGAUAUCAGAUAUUCUUCGUCACGCUCACCUACGCAUGUCGAUUCGGGCCUGUCAUCUUCGGCCGGUAGCAGCCGGUCCCACUCGAGCGUUCCAUCCCGAACUUAUGCCGGCUUGCAGCAGACGAGACCCUCCAACGAGUCAACCCCGAUCAACGGGUCGGGUGCCUUGACGCGCAACUACCAAGCCACCGCGACAUCAAAUCCCCAGGGCGACCCAGCCGAUUCGGGGAAAGGCGACCAGGGGCCUUCGGGUCUCAGCACAGGCGCGAAUGACGCCAGUCGCACGCGGAGUAACAGGACAGAGCCGCCCACCGAGCCGCAUCGUUCAUGGUAUAGCCAAAUCGUCGAUCGAUACGGCUCCCUAGAGCUGGAAAACAAAGGCAGUGUAGCACGCGAUCACCUUGCACUUGAGCGAACCUUUCUCGCCUGGAUGCGUACUUCUCUAGCCUUUGCCUCUAUCGGCAUCGCCGUCACCCAACUCUUCCGACUCAACAGCGCUACCGCAACCACAGAUACGAACGGCUUUCAUAAUAAUGCUGCGAUUAUCCCCCCUCUUAUGUCUCCGAACAUGCUCGAUCUAGCUUCAACACCCUCAUCUCGUGACUCCUCCCGACUUCGCAGUGUCGGAAAGCCCCUCGGUUCUACCUUUAUUGGUGUUGCCAUUCUCAUCCUAAUUGUUGGAUUUCACCGCUACUUUGAAAGUCAGUACUGGAUCGUGCGGGGCAAGUUCCCUGCUAGCAGAGGAAGUGUUGCUCUUACAGCGGCAGUGGCUAUGGCGCUGAUCGUCGCGGCGUUCGCGGUCAUCCUGGCGGUUUCACCGGGUGCCAUUGAACGGUAG
This is a messenger RNA of Penicillium argentinense, 900 nucleotides long. RefSeq lists its product as uncharacterized. Lineage: Eukaryota; Fungi; Ascomycota; Eurotiomycetes; Eurotiales; Aspergillaceae. The transcript has 2 exons. The record is from RefSeq and is a predicted model, not a curated record. The coding region runs from base 1 to 900 and encodes 299 amino acids.